Stegodyphus dumicola is the source of this 1055-nucleotide messenger RNA. RefSeq names its product histone H3-like. Lineage: Eukaryota; Metazoa; Arthropoda; Arachnida; Araneae; Eresidae. The record is from RefSeq and is a predicted model, not a curated record. Gene Ontology annotation, cellular component: nucleosome. Gene Ontology annotation, molecular function: structural constituent of chromatin; protein heterodimerization activity; DNA binding.
UGAUGGUAUUUCAUUUUUUCUUUAAAGCCAUUCUUUUUCAAGUAAUGGUACGAGUAAAAGAAACCGUGCGCAAGUUGACUGGUGGCAAAGCACCUCGGCAAUGCUUUCUGACUCAACCUACCUCUACUGAUGGAUUAAAUCGCCAAGACGCACCAAUUAAACGCCCCAAAAAAUCAACUUCGGCAACUACAGUAUUAAAUCGGACACAUGUGUUGUCUAAUCUUCCCAAAAAAUCAACUUCGGUAACUACAGUAUUAAAUCGGACACUUAUGUCGUCUAAUCUUCCCCAAAAAUCAGCUCCUUCCACUGGAGGAUUCAAGAGACCUCGUAGGUUACGGCCAGGAACAACUGCUCUGCGGGAAAUUCGUCAAUACCAGAAAACUACGGAACUCCUCAUUCGAAAGCUACCGUUUCAGAGACUUGUGCGUGAAAUAGCUCAAUAUUACUUUUCGAAUAUUAGAUUUCAAACUACUGCUGUUCAGGCGCUUCAGGAAGCAUCUGAGGCUUAUCUUGUGUCUCUUUUUGAGGAAACAAAUAUGAGUGCAAUUCAUGCCAAAAGAGUUACAAUUAUGCCGAAAGAUAUUCAGUUGGCAAGAAGAAUAAGAGGUGAACGUUUCUAAGCACGACUCCCAAGCCUGCAUUUUAUGGACGAAAAUGUUACUUAAACAGCGAAUAUUUAUUCUCGAACGAAGCCUUUGCUAUAUGUUCACUUGCAUUUUACAAUUUAUUGCACUGUGUUCAUGUACUGAAUUGGCUGUACUGGGUUGCUUUUCUAAUCGCAGUAUAUGAACCCUACUGUUAUUGUUCCAGAGUUCAUGAGCUGUGUUUACUGUGUUGGUGUUCCGUUAUUGUAGUAGUAUGUUUACAGUAUCAGAGUGUUACUGCAGUGUGUUUACUGUACUAGUAUGUCAUCUUAUCGCGUUUUUUGUAUUAAUGGUAUCGUAAUAUGUUUACUGUACUAGUAUUUUUUACUGUACUUAUUGUAUUAUUUCAUGUCGAAUUUUAAAGCUAAUUAAAACGUCUACCAAAACUGCAUUGCAAUGAAUAAAAGUUUU